UAGCCUUGUGUAUUGUCUCUUAUACCUAAGGAAUGAUUGACAGUAUAGGCUGAUAAUAUUUUGUGGUUGAGUGGAAAAAGCAGCUGGGCUGCUCAUAACCCCCUACUUACAACUUUAAGCAGGCGCUGAUUGCUCAGCUGCAGAGCAGCAGAUUUUUCUUAACAGCUGCAGACAGUAUGACAAUGUCCUUUUUGCAGAACCUCUGGGGUGGUGUAAUGUUACACCAUAUAGCUGCUUGUAGUCAAGAUUCCUGGAGAGCUCACCACUGUGAGCCUGUACUCCUUCAAAUGGGGCCUGGGGCUGUAAAACUUCUAAAACCUUGAGGGCUGCAGUGCUGCCUCCUGUCUUUCAGUUUUUUACCUUUCUUGGGUCUAGUUUAUUUAACUAUUUUUUGAAAAGAUCUUUCACCAGCCCCACUGCAAUACACACUAGUUAUUUAACUGUUAUAGGAACAGAACUUAGAGAAAAGUGGUUAGUGGUUUCUAUUACUGUUUCAAGUUUUAAUAACGUUGACUCAAAUGAUCUCUAACUUCCAAAUUUCUUACCAAUCAAAAGUAAAACACACCUGUAUAAUAUUUUUACUUAGCAAGUGCUUUAUUUUUUUUUCUGGGUAUAUUUGAGAGACUGGUUGUUUUCAUUCUCUAAUGGUUUUAGAAUCUUUAUAUACUAUAGGUCACAACUGUCCUGGGCAAUUGACUCAAAUUAAAAGAUGGAGAUUUUAAAUAGUGGAUAAAAACAUAUACUUGUAGCUAAAGUCAUUAUUGUUUUAAAGGUGCAUGUCACUAUUUUCUGCAGUUGCUGCAAACUGACCAUUAAUUUGCUACCUCCACACACUAUUGUGCUCCAUUUCUCUCUUUUCUAAAAUCUGUCAGUUAAACAGAUGGCAGUGGCCACUGUAGAAGUGAACAAUUCAUUUCAACAGAUGGUUGAGUAAGGUGCACUUUUUGUUCUACACAUGCUGAAGCUAACCAUGCUGUCUCCAUAUAGACACAACCUAGCUGUAUUUCCAGUCUGUACUAUAAAAUUUUUUCUUAGAUUUAGGGAAAAAUGACAUGUUAUCUACUUACAUUACUCAGAGUAUUGUUUCUGUGCAUUUUUUUAUUUCAGAAAGUACUGUUUUCAGGCAUUGUGGCCUCUUCAGGAGACAUUCUAAACAUACGCGAGGGAUGUGUUAUGUAUUAAGGGAAGUGGGAGGUUUUCAAGUCUUCCCAUAAUAAAAAGUCACUCUAGUUUAUUCUGUCAAGUUCUGAGACUUUUUUUUUAUGGUGUCAGGAACUACAUUAAAAGUAAGGUAAAUGUAACCUUGAAUCGGUUCACAUUAGAGUAUGUUUAGCUUGCAGGGAAGUUGCCAUCUUUUUAGGACUCUGGUUUGUAAUUGGGACUAUGCCCCCAUUUCAAUCUUGUGCACUAAACAUGCUUCAUAGUAAUUACAGACUAACAUUAAAUGUUCUCGAGUGUCAAGAACUACUUUAGGCCAACUUAAAAAUUUGCAUGUAUGCUUGUCAAACUUAGACACUAGCAUCAAGAUCUAGCAGUGCAGUCCUGAUGAAUGUCGUACUUUGAAUUUGCUGCUUUUUGUGGCCUCUCAUUUAAACUUGCCUGUUUAAAGAGAAUGUCAUCUGUUGUGUUUUUUAGUUGGCAUUAAGUAUUGUACGAGUCGCUGGCAGUGUACAUCAAACUUUGAUACAGUACUUGUUGAUAUGCCUGUAUAUCUCUAUUUCAAGGAGGCUGCCCUUUGCCCAAAGCGCAGGCACAAAUGGACAAGUUUUGACGAAGAAUUUGCAGCCGGUUUGAGCAGUGCUUUUGGGAACAAAGCAAAUAUUUAGGAGCACCACACCCAGACUCUGCAUACCACUCUAGAGAAGAUUCCUUGCUAGAGUAGUUUAGUGUUGACAUUAAUUUGCUUUUCAUACAUAUAUAAAAGAAUAUAUUUAAAGUGUGUGUAUAUGCAUGUAUGUUUGUUUUUAUGAAGUUCCUUGAAUAUCCUUAUUAGUUUAAGUUUUGAACCUAAAUAUUCUAUGUUGUGAAAUUAGCUCUUGUAUGUCAUUGCAUUUUAACACUGAAUUAAUUUUCUCAUUAACCAUUAUAUUAAAAAAAACAAAAAAAAAAAAAACAUGCUGUUAAGUAACAUCCUUUAAAUCUACUAGUAGGAAAGACCAAAGUUUCAAGGUAAGGUAGUUGUACUCACUAAUCAUGGUGUCAGAGAGGGGGGGUUAUGUUGCAUGUUGAUUAGUGCAUGCAAGUUCGAAUUUCACUAUACUCUGUGUACAUAUAAAUAAUUUUACUGGGCCAGCACACAUAGUUAUCUGUUAACACUGGUAUUAGUGUGGAAAUUGGGUGCAUAGAGCCAUAAAAACCCUGUACUGUAGCAGUGCUUAAAUUGGUUUGUGCUGAAGGAUAAGACUGACUUUUCUUUCGUAUUUUUUGAAUACUAAACUGACUCCUAGGUAGAAACUACUAAUGAUCCUUGAAGGGGCACACACUACCCAUCAAUCUGUUUGGAAGGUCUACUUCUUUCCCAUUACAUAAGAACAGGAAGCCAGAGGAUAUACCUGCAGGACACAUGCAAAACACGAACAAAUCCACCAUAUGAACUUCCCUAUACCGUAUUUAAACAGUCCAUCUCAAUGGACAUCAGUGGCAGAAGGCGCAGACACCAUAUUUGUGGUGACUCUGCUGAGAGUUUAGCCCAUAUACUUGGUUACCAGGACACAUUGUAUCCCAAUCAGAUUGCGUGGAAAUUAAUUUUCUUUUCCACGCAGUAAAUUUGGCUGUAAUCUGACCGCGCAAGUUUCACCAGUGGCUUAAAUAUCCUGUUCUGCUUUGAUGUUCUUUUUCUUAAAGCAACGUCGACAUAAAAGUGCGUAAUUUUUUGGUACGAGUAUUUAAAAAAAAAAAAAAAAAGCUCAAAGAACCCUGUGAAAAUUACCCUGCAGGCUCAUAAACCUCAGUGCCUAACAGACGCUGCCUCUGCAUGUGGAAUUGUUCGUAGCGGAGACUGCGAGCUAUGCAGGACGUGUAUGUAUAUUGAACAGAAUAUGUGUGGCUGAGCGGACGCAAAAAUCUUUCGUCGACAGAUUAAAACUUGUAUGGGAAGAGACGAGCGUCAAACCUAAAAUUGUCUCCUGGCUGGAAAGAAAGCGUUUUGGGUAAAUGGGUGUGGCGGGCAGGGUGGGGGUGUGUGUGUGUGCGUGCGUGCGUGCGCGCUACUGGAGAAGGGCGAAGACUUCUUCCACGUGCUAUUACAACGCAGUGGUGGGUGGUAACGGAACGUCGGGUUCGCCUUGAUUUAAUGAUUCGGGGGCGUGGCUAUAUCUGCUGCGAAGAGGGAGAGGCGUGGUGCGGUCGUUUGCUGUAAUCGAUUACCAGGAGUUUGCGGAGUUGGGGCGGGCCAUCAUGGAGCCAUCUGGCUUCAAUCAGGCAGCAACUCCCGAGGGGGAGCGCGCCAUGGGCGCGCACGCGCGUGCGUUUGAGAGAAAGAGAGGGCGCGAGCGAGCGAGCGAACGAACCAACCAAUGCACACACGCAACGCGAAGGCAGAGUUCCCAAAAAACAAGCAUAGAUAGGGUGGAAAAGGGGGGCUGGCCAGAGAAAGGAAGGAAUUGGACGAGGAGGAAUCCCAGCAGAUCCGAGAGAGAGGGAGAGGAAAAAAACUGUAGGUUGCUUGCUGUACGAUUGGCACUUGCGUACUUUUACCGCAUUGCUUACACAACGCGACUGCCUGAUCUAAGAGAGGAAAGAUCUAAAAAAGGGACCGGUUAUCAUCGGCGUGUGGUCGUUUAUGGAAAGAAAGAUGGUAACUCAGGGUAGCCAAGAGCCAGUGGUUGGAGCAGAUGGAUUGGUGCCCCCACCAUUUGCUGCUUUUCCUCCUCCACCACCACCUCAGAACGGCUUGGGAUCAGAAUUUAGUGUACCAGAGUUCCCUGGACAGCAGGGUCCACUGGCAGAUUUACCUCUCAGUAUGUACUCAUCCGGCGCUGGACAGGGAGAUCCUGGAGUGAACACCAGCACAGCACAGAGCACAAAUAAUGGAAACAGCCCUAAUAUUAAUACAGCUCCUCAAACAGAUGGCUCAGUACAAACAGAGGGGCAAGGAGGACAAACGCACAGCACAGAAAACUCAGACUCCAAGGCCACACCAAAACGUCUUCAUGUCUCUAAUAUUCCUUUCCGUUUUCGAGAUCCUGAUUUACGUCAGAUGUUUGGGCAAUUCGGAAAAAUCUUAGAUGUUGAAAUUAUUUUCAAUGAAAGAGGCUCAAAGGGUUUCGGGUUUGUGACAUUCGAGACUAGCGCUGAUGCUGAGAAGGCCAGGGAGCGCUUACACGGAUCUUUGGUAGAGGGACGUAAAAUUGAGGUUAACAAUGCCACUGCAAGAGUUAUGACCAAUAAAAAGAUGGUCAGUCCCUAUGCAAAUGGCUGGAAGUUGAGCCCGGUAGUAGGUGCAGUGUAUGGACCAGAACUAUAUGCAGUUCCAGGAUUCCCAUAUCCAACUGCUGCUACCACUGCUGCAGCUGCUGCUUUUAGAGGGGCGCAUCUACGUGGCCGUGGAAGAACAGUGUAUAGUACUGUGAGGGCCGCUGUGCCUCCUGCUGCCAUUCCUGCUUACCCUGGAAUAGUGUUUCAGGAACCACUCAUUAGCCCCAAAGUCCCUCAGGGUGGCUAUGCUGCUUACCGAUAUGCUCAGCCAGCUGCUGCUGUAACUGGAGCAACUGCUGCAGCAGCUGCUGCUGCCUACAGUGACAGUUAUGGACGGGUUUACACAACUGACCCCUACCAUGCCCUUGCACCUGCAGCUGCUGCUGCCUAUGGAGUUGGAGCCAUGGCAAGUCUAUAUCGAGGAGGAUAUAGCCGAUUUGCUCCUUAUUAAACAGAAGUGGACCUGUGCAAUUAAGGAGGCCCCUGUCUUGUUCACUGGGGAAUGCAAUAUUAGCCCAAGUAGAUCAACAAGAACUCUAUAGCAACAGCCGCAACACAAUGAGAUUACCAAACCAACAAGGAAUAAAAAGAAGAAAAUGGGAAAAAGAUACUUUUUUAUACCUCAUUAUGUUCUCCUUAAAAGAAAACACAUGUAUUUUUUCCUUUAAUUCUUUCUGCCUUUUAUUAUUAUUAUUAUUAUUGUUAUGAUUAUACAGUAUAUAUUUUUUUUUUGUUCCAAAGAUUGUGCAGAAAACAGUUUUUACUGUGGUAUUUCAGUGCUUUUCUGUAUCUUCAAUGUGCGUAGUUUUAAGUAAGAAUGGAGAACACAUGGCUUGGUGGUAGGUUUUAGUAGUGCCCUAGAUAAGACUGUUAAAUGCCCUUUAGGGAGGUUUGGGGUCCUCAUUCAAGCCAUUUGUCAUUGUAAGGUGUGGGAUGAGAAAAUGUGCAUUAAUAUGCUAAUUUACUGGGUUGAAGUGUCUCAAAUGAGCGUAUAUAGAGCAUAUAUUGGAUUAUGAAGCGUGCAAGUAUUUGGCAGGAUAGCUUUCAUUAUAACACUAAAACAUUGUAUACAAAUAGCCAGCGGGUGCAGAACGCUAAGUAGUGCAGGCAAGAACUUCUGUUGUGAAUGCUUUGUGUGUUUGUGUGCUGCCUUUUUUUUUUUUUUUUAAGUAAAUCCCUGAAAAAGUCUAAAUAAUGCAACAUUCUAAAUAUUUGGGGUGUGCUUGCCCCUUCCCUACCAAGAUAUCUCUAUCAUUUUCCCAAUGACUUUAGAAGAGUAUUGCUCUGACUUGCUAUAUAUAGAGCAUUUAUGGUUUCAGUAGAAUGUGAACUUUGUUAGUAAAUUGGGUUGUUAAGCACACUAAUCUACAAAUUGCUCAGUGAUAGAAAAAAAAUAAGGAAAAAAAUAAUGUUCAGACUGACAAACCCUGUUUGGCAUUGAUGACCAGGACUAUUUAUUGGUUUGAGGUAGUUUUUUUUUUUUCCUAGAGUGGUACAGUAUCCUGAAAAAUGAGGAUGGUUAUUUGGACCACUUUAUGUAGGUUCUAACCACAUCAGCUACAUAUUGGCCAAACAGAAUAAUUCUAGUUAAUAAGUGUGGUGACUUGUAUGUCAUUAAUUUAUUGUUGGUCACAUGAAAUUGACCAGGUAGAAUAACCCGUAAUGAAUU
This is a messenger RNA of Polypterus senegalus (gray bichir), 6085 nucleotides long. RefSeq names its product RNA binding protein fox-1 homolog 2-like. Gene Ontology annotation, cellular component: nucleus; cytoplasm. The transcript has 12 exons. The record is from RefSeq and is a predicted model, not a curated record. Gene Ontology annotation, molecular function: mRNA binding. The coding region runs from base 3782 to 4867 and encodes 361 amino acids. Gene Ontology annotation, biological process: regulation of alternative mRNA splicing, via spliceosome; nervous system development. NCBI's taxonomy places the organism in Eukaryota, Metazoa, Chordata, Cladistia, Polypteriformes, Polypteridae.